Trichomonas vaginalis G3 is the source of this 912-nucleotide messenger RNA. RefSeq names its product serine/threonine-protein phosphatase PPA2A-related family. The record is from RefSeq and is a predicted model, not a curated record. Gene Ontology annotation, cellular component: nucleus; cytoplasm. The transcript has a single exon. NCBI's taxonomy places the organism in Eukaryota, Parabasalia, Trichomonadida, Trichomonadidae. Bases 1 to 912 code for a protein of 303 amino acids. Gene Ontology annotation, biological process: peptidyl-serine dephosphorylation; double-strand break repair via homologous recombination. Gene Ontology annotation, molecular function: protein serine/threonine phosphatase activity.
AUGGAUUUAGAUCUUUAUCUUGAGACAAUUCGAAGUGGUAAGAGGCUUACUGAAGACCAAAUAACAUUGAUCUUCAAUAAAUUAAUGGAAGUUCUUUACCAAGAAGGCACUGUUCAUCCUUUACCACUUCCAAUCACAAUUUGUGGAGAUAUUCACGGUCAGCUUUAUGAUUUAUUCGAGCUUUUCGAAAUAUCAGGCGGUCCAGAAAAUAACAGAUACUUAUUCCUUGGUGAUUACGUAGACCGCGGUUAUUAUUCAUUAGAAACGUUCACAUAUUUAGCAUGCCUUAAACUCAAAUAUCCAGAGAAGAUAUAUUUACUUAGAGGCAACCAUGAAUGCCGCCAGGUUAACCAACUUUACGGUUUUUACGACGAAUGCAUCAAUGUUUAUGGUCAUGCAGGUAUUUGGCGUCUUUGCAAUGAAGUAUUCGAUCUUUUACCAAUCGGAUCUGUUAUUGCUAACAGAGUUUUCGCAAUUCAUGGCGGUCUUAGCCCAGAAAUCAAAUUAAUUGACCAAGUCUCACUAAUCGAACGUCAGGACGAACUACCAAGUACAGGAGCUCUUGCAGAUCUUACCUGGAGUGAUCCUGAUGAUAUCGAGUGCUGGGCAGUGAAUCAAAGAGGCGCUGGCUGGCUUUUUGGCUCCAGACCAGUCCAAGAAUUUACACACAACAACGAAAUCGACUUAAUAGUACGCGCUCAUCAACUUGCAGUCAAUGGUUACCAAUGGCACUUCAAAGGAGAGCAGCUUGUUACUGUAUGGUCUGCUCCUAACUACAUGUACCGCGCAGGUAACCUCGCUUCUGUUAUGAAGAUCAACGAGAACUUUGAAAAACAAUUUAUCACAUUUAGCGCUGUUCCAAAAGAAAAGAGAGUUAUCCCAGACGAAACAACCUCUCAGUACUUUGCUUAA